UUUGACAGCUAUAAACGAGCGCUUACAGCUUCCAUGAAAAGGGCAAGUUUAGGUCACCUGUUAGGCAUUUAGAGCAAGUGAGGCCACCGAGUUUUAGACUUGGGCUGGGACGACAAGACGCAGGAACAGCCACACGAUUCCGUGACACUUGAAGGAGGGGCAUCCAAAGAGAGCUCCCUAUCUCUCGAAGCAUCGUAGUCAGGUUCUGUCAUUUCUUGCCAUCCUUUCCUAGUAGCGUCUCUCCAACAAUUUGCGUCCUAGCUUUUCUCCAACAAUUUACUUCGAAGAACAAUGGCGACUUUGCCGUCGCAGCGCGGCGGCAAGUGGGGGUCGUCUCACAGAAUAGGCUCCGACGCGGACAUGGGGAGCCUAGACCAGCUGCUAGAAUCCCUGAAAAAAGAGCCAAUUUCCCGCCGAUAUUCCGCGUUCGGCUUUUCGACUACCGCUACGGUGUUCCGAGCCUCGUGGCUUUUAAUCUCCGUCUUUCUCCUCGCGAUCGCCGGCGUGUCGCUAUUUAUCACGCUCCAGCCGAAAGGGUUCACGGUCUGGCACUUGACGAUUAAAUCGCCAUCGUCGUCUGAAGGGAGGGUUCUUCGGAUCCACGUGUCAAGCUCCGGAGGCGAUCGAUUCGAGCUUGAAGAAUCCACUCCCGAGAUGAAAUCCGGACCGUUGGAUUCUCCUCGGAAUCCCAAAAGGCGUGUAGAUCUCGAUCAGGCUGCUGACAGUACGAAGGAAGGACGUUCAGGCAAGGUGGAUAGAAGUGACAGUAGCGAGCGACGGGUGGAGGACGAGACGAAUGUGAUUCAAACGGUGGUGGAAUCGAGGGAGGGGUUGGGCCGUAGAGGGGGUCAUGAGGUCAGAAUGACCGCAUCCGACGUUUCCGCUGACGUGGAAGCAGCUACCCCUAACGAAUUAGUCACAUCCUCUUCACAAGUAGCUUCGACAGGGUCACAUCGAAGCGAGAACGACUCCAAAGACUCGACGUCUGCUACUUCCGAUGAUAGCGGAAAGAUCGGGCGGGGGGAAGCGACGAGCAUCAUCAGUUCAGAUAGCAGUCCUACUAGUGGUGGUGGUGGAGACACGUCAGCAGGCGUGGAGACAGGGACGCUAGAUGCGGAGAGGGAAAUCUCAGCCGUCACUGCCACGGUGGCGGGCAAAGCAGCUUCGGUUGACGUGGCACCAGCAGGCGAUGGGGUGAAGGACGUGCGAGGAGGAGAGGAGACAGCGAGCGGUGCUGAGGCAGCGAGCGGGGCUGCUACUAACGAGGAUAAGGGCAUCCACGUGUUUGUAUCGACGGACGAGACGGAUCUCCGUCCGAUUGCCGUGGUGAUCAACUCGACGCUCGUGAACGCGCGCGAGCCGUGGCGCGUGGACUUUCACCUGGUGGUUCCCGAGAAGAACGUCGCCGCCAUGAAGAAGAAGCUGCUGCCACUCUUCCCCUCCACGCCGAUCCACAUCGUCAGCAUCAGCCCCUCUCUCGCCAGCGGUGCUUCCGCGGCUGCUGCUGCUGCCCCUCCUGCUGCUGCUGCUAAUGGUGGUACUGCUGCCGGUGCUGCCGGUGCUUCUGGAAUGGAGAUGGGGUGGGGGGAGAGGCUUGGCGCGCUUAUCACAUACAAGGAGGGCAGCGGGGCGCGCAAGGAGUUGGUGUCGGUCUUCAACUUCCUGCCGUUCUACCUCCCCCAGAUGGCGCCGCAGUUCGGAAGGAUUGUGUACUUGGACGCGGAUAUUGUCGUGGUGGGCGACAUAGGCGAGCUUGCUGAUGUGGACAUGGAGGGGCGGCCAGUGGCGGCAGUGGAGGACUGCAUGCAGACUUUCAAGACCUACUUCGACUUCGACCAGCUUGCUGAAAUUCAGGCUCGCAACGACCCCUCCAAGCCAUGGAUGCCCUCUGAGCCGUUCGACAAGACCACCUGUGUCUUCAAUCGCGGCGUGUUACUCAUGGACGUGCAGCGCUGGUUACAAAGUAACAUCUCUGGCGCGAUAGAGUGGUGGAUGGGGGAAUUCAGCCGCGCACCCAAUCCCCUUUAUAAAUUCGGCAUGUCGCAGCCGCCAUUCCUGUUAACGAUUUACGACCGUUAUAAGAAGCUGGACCGUAUCUGGAACACCCGAGGCUUGGGAAGGGACAGGUUUGGCGAGAAGGAACGGGAUUACCUAGCCACAAUCGGGCUCGGGCGGCCACCGAAGCGGCCGUUUGUGAGCUUCUGGGCGGAUGCAGCCAAGAUCUUGCAUUUUAACGGGAAGUUUAAGCCGUGGAGAGGGAAGAGGGAGAGGAGGGAGGGGGAGGAGGUGAAGUCGGUGUGUGGGGAGAGGAGGACGGAUUGUGCCAAGCUAUGGUGGAAGUACCUUUCGCUGGGGGGCGAAGCUGAGCUGCGGCGAAAAGGGAAGGGGAAGAAACCUAGUGUAGCAUCUAGUUAGGUGGUGAAGGGGAAGAAAGUAACUGUCGCACAGGCCCCCAGAUUGGUUCUGGAACACACUGAUUGAUCAGGCUCUACCCAAAAAAAAAAAACCUUUCCGUCAGGGUCGGUACGAGGGCCCUAGAUUGGUUUUGAGGCUUCCUGAUCCAUCAGGAUUUUCCCUGCAGAGAAGUCUGAAUUUUCAGGGUCCCCUAAAAAAAAUCAUGAGCCAUC
This is a messenger RNA of Closterium sp. NIES-67, 2627 nucleotides long. NCBI's taxonomy places the organism in Eukaryota, Viridiplantae, Streptophyta, Zygnematophyceae, Desmidiales, Closteriaceae. The record is from the annotation of a GenBank genome assembly.